Molecule: messenger RNA, 702 nt
Organism: Fusarium keratoplasticum
Lineage: Eukaryota; Fungi; Ascomycota; Sordariomycetes; Hypocreales; Nectriaceae
Product: Fe2OG dioxygenase domain-containing protein
Exons: 1
Coding region: 1-702 (233 amino acids)
Biological process (GO): oxidative demethylation
Molecular function (GO): oxidoreductase activity; demethylase activity
Source: RefSeq, a predicted model, not a curated record
AUGGAGAAUCUUCCUAUUAAGCCCUCUGGCAUCUUGAUGCAAAAAGAUUUCAUCACGCCAGAACACGAAGCCAAACUUGUCAACCUCUUUCAGCACGAGCUGGACUGGCCUGCACGCUCAGGGCGUCUAUCACUACACUGGGGGUAUACCUUUAGCUACAAGACGUUUGGAAUCGAUGAGGAUAUCCCUUUCAAGCCGUUCCCAGACUGGCUCGUCCCUCUGCUGCCCAUCACGGAAGGUCGCCCGCCGGACCAGGUCUGCCUUCAACAUUACGCACCUGGUACUGGGAUACCGCCUCAUGUCGACACCCACGGUGCUUUUGACCAACUAUAUGCGCUUUCCCUAGGCUCACCACUUUUCAUGCAGUUUCUUGACAAGGAAACAGGCGAAAAGACAGAGGUGGAUUUGCUACCCCGGAGCAUGAUCCAGAUGAGCGGGGACUCGAGACUUCACUGGACACACGGCAUCAAGUCUCGCAAGACUGAUACCCUACCGGAUGGGACAGUGAGACCAAGGAAGGAUCGUUGGAGUCUUACGUAUCGCUGGCUACGCGAGGGUGGAGAAUGCGAGUGUGGGAAUGAGAAGCUAUGCGAUACGGCGCAAAGACGACAGGGCAUGGAGAGAGAAUAUCGGUGGAAGCAAUAUGAGGAGGAUGCAAAGAAGAAUGAAAAGACUACAGGACAUAUAGGGUUGGCGAGUUGA